AUGGGUUUCUUCUCCAAAAAGACGGCCGAGUUGCCGACCGAGGAGCCCGCUCCCAUUCAGCCGGCCGGCGACGAGAAGACGCUUGAGCCCCGGCAGGAGUCGCUCGAUAAAGACAACAUCAACGACUUGGUCGACAAGGAUGCCCAGGCAGGUGUCCAGAAGGUCGAGGCCGUCACUGCCGUCUGGAGCAAGCUGCACAUUGCCUUGUCCUACUUCUUCAUCUGGUUGUUCUACGUCGUCACCUCCAUCCAAGAGGUCGCCCUCAGUGUCUUCACUCCCUACGUCACCAGUGCCUUCCAGGAGCAUUCCCUGACCGCCGCAACCAGUAUCGUGGCCACCCUGGUUGCUGGUCUGUUCAAGCUUCCUCUGGCCAAGAUCCUCGAUGCCUGGGGUCGCCCGCAGGGGCUGGGCUUGAUGCUCUUGAUCUGGAUGCUCGGCUUCGUCAUGAUGGCCGCCUGCAACAGUGUUACCACCUAUGCUGCCGCUCAAACAUUCUAUUCCGUUGGAUCCCAAGGUGUUAGCUAUGUCCUCACCAUCUACGUCGCAGAUACCUCGACGCUGAAGAGCCGUGCCCUCAUGCUCUCCUUCGCCACUACUCCCUACAUUUUCACCACUUGGGCCGCCGGCCCCAUCACUGAAAGCGUCCUGGCUAGCGGCGGUAUCGGUUGGCGCUGGGGUAUCGGCCUGUGGGCCAUCGUGGCGCCCUUUGUGCUCGGCCCACUCAUUUUCCUCUUCCUGUGGAACCAGCACAAGGCCGAGAAGAUGGGUCUGCUCGAGCCGCAGGGCAAGUUGCGCAACAUCACGCUGAAGAACGCGUGGAAGUUCGUCGUCGACGUCGAUCUCUUCGGCAUCCUGCUCCUCGGCGCGGGCAUCGCGCUGUUCCUGCUGCCCUUCUCGCUGUACUCGUACCAGCCCGACGGCUGGCGCUCGCCCAUGAUCAUCGCCAUGAUCGUCAUCGGCGCCGCCCUCGUCGCGGCCUUCGUGCUGUGGGAGCGCUUCCUCGCGCCCGUCACCUUCAUCCCGUUCAAGCUGCUCGCCGACCGCACCGUCUUCUUCGGCGGCCUCAUGUUCGUCUUCGUCUUCGCCAACUCGUCCGUGUGGGGCUCGUACUUCACCUCGAUGCUCAUGGUGGUGUGGCACACGGGCGUCGCGCAGACGACGUACAUCAGCAACAUCUACCGCACCGUGUCCUGCUUCUCGUCCGUCAUCGUGUCCGCCCUCAUCUACCGCACGGGCCGCUUCAAGCCCUUCGCCCUCUUCUUCCUCGUCCCGCUGAUGAUGCUCGGCGUCGGCCUGAUGAUCCACUUCCGCCAGCCGGACCAGAGCGUCGGCUUCGUCGUCAUGACGCAGAUCUUCGUCGCCUUCGCGGGCGGGCCCAUCGUCAUCUGCGGCGAGAUGGCCAUGCUGUCGCCGUCGGACCACCAGCACGUCGCCGUCAUCAUGGCCGUGCUCGACCUCUUCGGCAGCAUCGGCUCGUCCAUCGGCAGCACCGUCGCCGCCGCCAUCUGGACCGGCACUUUCUAUACGAACCUCGUCAGGUACACCCCCGCCGGUACCGACGUCGCCACCAUCUACUCGAGCAUCACCGUCCAGACCAGCUACGCCGUGGGCUCGCCCGAGCGCGAUGGCAUCAAUGCCGCCUACGGCGCCUCGCAGCGUAUUAUGUGCAUCACGUCCGUGUGCAUUCUCGUCGGCGCGCUGGCGAGCGUGGCGUUGUGGCGGAACCUCAAUGUGAAGCAGAUCAAGCAGGUGCGCGGAAAUGUUGUUUAG
This is a messenger RNA of Diplodia corticola, 1770 nucleotides long. RefSeq names its product siderophore iron transporter. Gene Ontology annotation, biological process: transmembrane transport. Bases 1 to 1770 code for a protein of 589 amino acids. The record is from RefSeq and is a predicted model, not a curated record. Gene Ontology annotation, molecular function: transmembrane transporter activity. Lineage: Eukaryota; Fungi; Ascomycota; Dothideomycetes; Botryosphaeriales; Botryosphaeriaceae. The transcript is spliced from 3 exons.